Messenger RNA from Budorcas taxicolor (takin), 2628 nucleotides. It is a transcript of the gene F11R, whose product is annotated as F11 receptor. Lineage: Eukaryota; Metazoa; Chordata; Mammalia; Artiodactyla; Bovidae. The transcript is spliced from 10 exons. Bases 79 to 975 code for a protein of 298 amino acids. The record is from RefSeq and is a predicted model, not a curated record. Gene Ontology annotation, biological process: cell adhesion; intestinal absorption; establishment of endothelial intestinal barrier. Gene Ontology annotation, cellular component: bicellular tight junction.
UCCCCGCGCGGCUGCAGGCGAAGCUGUGUGUGUUUCUAGUGUCGCAGUGACUGCUGUCGCAUCGGGAUCUUGAUCGUGAUGGGUACAAAGGCGAAAGUCGGCGGUACAGAGUUGCUCCUCUUCACGUCGAUGAUCCUGUGCUUCCUGGCAUUGGGCAGGGGUGCAGUGCAAACCUAUGAACCGGUAGUCAAAGUUCCUGAGAAUAACCCUGCCAAGCUGUCCUGCUCCUACUCGGGCUUCUCCUCGCCCCGUGUGGAGUGGAAGUUUACCCAUGGUGAUAUCAGAGGUCUCGUUUGCUAUAACAACAAAAUCACAGCUUCCUAUGAGAACCGAGUUACCUUCUCGGAUAGUGGCAUCACCUUCCAUUCUGUGACCCGGAAAGACACGGGGAUGUAUACUUGUAUGGUCUCUGAUGAGGGCGGCAACACCUAUGGGGAGGUCACCGUCCAGCUCAUCGUGCUCGUGCCUCCAUCGAAGCCUACAAUCAAUGUCCCCUCCUCUGUUACCAUUGGAACCCGAGCUGUGCUGACCUGCUCAGAGAAAGAUGGUUCCCCACCAUCUGAAUACAGGUGGUUCAAGGAUGGGGUAGAGAUGCCUCUGGAACCCAAGAGCAACCGUGCCUUCAGCAACUCUUCCUAUACCCUGAACCUCAAGACAGGGGAGUUGAUCUUUGAUCCCGUGUCGGCCUCUGAUACUGGAGAUUUCACCUGUGAGGCACAGAAUGGCUAUCAGUCCCCCGUGAAGUCAGACACCGUGCACAUGGAUGCUGUGGAGCUCAAUGUCGGGGGCAUCGUGGCAGCUGUCCUCGUAACGCUCAUUCUCCUGGGAGCCUUGAUUUUUGGCAUCUGGUUCGCCUAUAACCGAGGCUACUUUGACAGAGCAAAGAAAGGGACCUCCAGUAAGAAGGUAAUUUACAGCCAGCCCAGUGCUCGAAGUGAAGGGGAGUUCAGACAGACCUCGUCAUUCUUGGUGUGACCCUGGUCCGGCUUCUCUCCAGUGCUUGCCUUACUCAGGUGCUACCAGACUCUGGCCCCUGAUGUCUGUACUUUCACAGGAUGCCUUAUUUGUCUUCGAGCCCCCUCAGGGGCCCCCACUAUUACCUUAGGUUGUGUUUUGUAAUAAUUUCAGCCAUGUGCACCUUCCUGCCUCCCUUCCUUUCCCACCACUGGCUGAGUGGCCUGCAACUUGUUUAAAGCCUUCUUGUCCCAGCCCUGCAAGGGAUCAGAGAGAAGUCCUGACUGAUGCCUGCUAACCGCAAGUAGACCACAAGAGCAGUGGGGUACCCACUGCCGCUGCAUGUGGUGGUUCUCAGAUAGGAAUCUGGAGCCUGGCUUCUUGCCUCCUUCCUGCUGUGCAGCUUUCUCGAGUGGAGACUAGAGCAGCUGAAAUGGUUGUUUGGAAACGGUGUCGAGUCUCUGCCACCUCUGCAGGCCACUGUUUUCUGUCUUCCAUGGGAAGUGCCACUGGGAUCCUCCUGCACCAUCCUCUUCCUGAACACAAGCAGACUGACAACUGUGUCUGCAGGGAAAACAAGACGCUGGUCUGCAGAAAACAAAGCUGGAGGGGAUAGCUCAAGCUAUCACACUUCUCUUGGUUGGAACAACUCGACCUGCCCUUUUAAGAUAUGUCUGCAGGGUUAUGGAAAUUUGUGUAGCAGUCAGUUCUGCUGAGCAUGUGAGUGUGUGUGUUUGUGGUCUUAGCUCUCUGUUGAAAUCAAGUGUUCCAGAGUCCUCUUGGGGUGGGAGGGGAGCACCUGGCUGAAGUGACGCUGUGCUCCAGGUUCCACGUGAUCUGACUCACCCAGGGAAAGAAGCCCACCCUCCCACCUCUGCCAACCCAGAUGUGCUAGUACACUUCCCAGAGGCUACAGGAAAAGCGCUCCAGAGCCUGAGGCAGGAUUUCUCAAAUCCUCCGGAGAACCACUUCUUUAGUAGUAAAGUAGUACUACUUUAAUUAGAGGAUAGGUGUAAGUGAGAACAGGAGUGAGUGGGGUAGACACGCCUGUCCCUGCUUUCCUCAUCCCAUCUGGACCCUUCUUUGCCCUUGAAUCUAUUUCUCCCUUUACCCAAGUAGUCUAUUUAUUAUCUAGCAAGAGGGCAAAUAAGGGAUCUUCUAGGACUGAUUUUGCUAAUUUUGUGGAGGAUACUGUGCACCGUUUCACCAUAUUCUGUACCCUUAUCUGACAGUCCCUCCCAGAACUAAGUUUUCUUUUCAUCCAGGGGUCCAGAAGGAAAAACAAAAAACAAAUCAUAUUGUCACGCACCAAUAAAAAAUAAGCUUUCCAGGUGGAAAUAAAAUCGAAUCAGGCAAUAAAAGUAGAGAUUGUGAAACGGUUCAGUAAGAAUGAAAAUUUCAACGUGUGUUUCAGUUUCCUGGUCGGGAGACAGGGUGGGUAGGAGUCAAGGGAGUAAAGGGCACAGGGAGGCAGAGGUGAAUCACAGCUCUCGCGAGUCUGGAGCAAAUGGUUCCUCACUCCCUAGGUCACUUGUGAGGAGUAUGAGUCAGUGAUUACCAGCCUUGGAAUUUACAUCUCCAGCUAACAACAGCCCCUUUGAGUUGGAAAACACCUCGUCUGCUUUCAUUUUAGAAUGUUAAAACUAAUUUUUUAAUAAAUGUUUAUUUUUCACA